This is a messenger RNA of Pezoporus occidentalis (night parrot), 3045 nucleotides long. It is a transcript of the gene RAB3IL1, whose product is annotated as RAB3A interacting protein like 1. Gene Ontology annotation, biological process: exocytosis. Bases 170 to 1444 code for a protein of 424 amino acids. The record is from RefSeq and is a predicted model, not a curated record. Gene Ontology annotation, molecular function: guanyl-nucleotide exchange factor activity. The transcript has 12 exons. Gene Ontology annotation, cellular component: Golgi to plasma membrane transport vesicle. NCBI's taxonomy places the organism in Eukaryota, Metazoa, Chordata, Aves, Psittaciformes, Psittacidae.
GCGCGUCCUUCAGGCGGUGCCUGAGCGCCGGGGCCGGCUCCGGGCAUGGCUGGGGUUGGGGCGGCGGCGGCAGCAGCGGCGGCUCCUUCACCCUGAGCGGCGGCGGCGGCGGGACCCAGCAUGCGGCGGGGUGUUUGGAGCCUUUGGAGACCUCCUCAUCCCGUUAGCGAUGUCACUGUUUAGUUUCACUGUGUUGGUAACCCACAGCCAGGCCAAUUUUGAGGAAGACAGCCAGAAGCAACCAGCUGUUGGACACUGGAAACCACUAACGCCAUCCAAAGGGAGCAAGGAGGAGACAGAAACUGGGUGCCAGGAUGCUGGAGGUGUGGAUGAGACCCAGUCCACUGAGCAGCUCAACGUGUCACGUCUACGCAGCUCUUCAGUGGAAAUCCGUGAAAAAGGAUCUGAAUUCCUGAAGGAAGAGCUGCACAAAGCACAAAAGGAGCUGAAGCUGAAGGACAAAGAAUGUGAGAAAUUAUCAAAAGUCAGAGAACAACUGGAGCAGGAACUAGAGGAGUUAACAGCUAGCCUAUUUGAGGAAGCACACAAGAUGGUGAGAGAAGCAAACACUAAACAGGCGGCAUCAGAGAAACAGCUGAGGGAGGCACGGGGGAAGAUCGACAUGCUGCAGGCAGAGGUAACAGCUCUGAAGACAUUGGUCAUCACGUCAACACCUUCUUCUCCAAACCGGGAGCUGCACCCUCAGCUUCAGAGCCCUUCUAAAGCUGGCUUCAGAAAGGGCCAUGGGCGAAACAAAAGCACCAGCAGUGCAAUGGUCUCAGCUGCCAGCCAGAAUGUGACUCCAGAGCCUGUCAGCCGUGAGUGCAAAGAGUCUGGGUUACCUGCUCUCCUCUCUUUGCUCCUCUGUUUCAUCCCUGGGAAGGCAAUCCACAUCACCUAUGAACCAAGCUGGCAGGCCUUGGGGGCAGAUGCUUCCUCGUCCUUGCAGCAGGUCGACUCCAUUUUAUUUGCUGAGUUCCAGGCCUGGAAGGAAUCUCCAACCUUAGAUAAAUCCUGCUCCUUCCUAGACAGAAUUUAUCGGGAAGAUGUAGGACCUUGUCUGGACUUUACUAAGCAUGAGCUGUCGGAGCUGGUGCGAGUGGCUGUGGAGCAGAAUACACUCACCAUUGAGCCAGUUGCUUCUCAGACACUGCCUGCGGUGAAGGUGUCAGCAGAAGAGUGUGGUGGCCCAAAGAAGUGUGCUCUGAGUGGCCUCCCCAGGACCUGCAAGCACCGCAUCAUGCUGGGGGAUUCUGGGAAUUACUACUACAUUUCACCAUCCUGCAGGGCCAGAAUCACAGCGGUGUGCAACUUCUUCACAUACAUUCGCUAUAUUCAGCAGGGCUUGGUGAGGCAAGAUGUGGAGCUGAUGUACUGGGAGGUCAUGCGGCUCCGGAGGGAGAUGUCUCUGGCCAAACUUGGGUUUUAUCCCAGUGAGAUGUAAGCAGAGGCCUAAGAAUGGAAGGAAACUGGUCCUGUAUGAACAGCUUGUCAAACGUAGUCUGCCAAACAGACGAAUGCAGUGCCUCUCCUGCAACAGGCCUUACUUGCUCCUGCCUUUCUCUGCAUGAAGCUGAUCAAGGAGCAAGAAGCACAAGUUCCACCUUCAGCUCUCCCACAUCUCUAACUGUGAGCAGACUGCAGUUGCCAUGCUACCCUCUCAGAGCUGGGCUGGGCCUGGCUGCUCUGGGGUGGCUGCCUAUAGACUGUCCUCUAUGGAGUCUCCUAUAUGCAGUGUGUAUCCAUAUGUUUGUUUAAACUUUUGUUUUUAUAUGCAAGCUGCUUUGGCAUAACCCAAGGCCAGUCCUGGGCAAGGCAGGAGUCCUGGACCUUCUUUGUAAGCAAGUCUUUCAGGACAGAUGCUGGCUGUCUGUCCAUCUGAUCCACUUAUUCUUUGGGGUGGAGGGUGCUGUGCCCAGCCAUACACUUAGGUCCUGCUGACCACUUACUCUCCUAAUGGCCUUGUAGACGCCAGCAGCACACAGUAAUCUUAUGGAGAGCCAUGAACAGCCUGUUUCCAAGUACUUACUUGCUCCUUUUAAAGGGGCUUGCAUGAGAAGCUUUCUGCCAACUGAGUCACAAAGAGGGAUUUGUUUCUGGUUUUAGCUUGCAAUUUGGCACAGGGUGAUCCAGGUUGGGGGAACAGGCAGAACAGGGGCCAGAGCUGUGCAUCUGAGGCCUUCAGCAGAAGAAAGUGAGCUGGGAAAGCCAUAACUCUCAGUUUGGCUGCAGUUGGUGCAGAAUGUUUUCUCCUGCUCUAGAAAAUCUGCUGCAGUUGCCACAGGCAGAUGCAGACCUUGAUGUGUUGGUGUUGGUCCUUGGUGCAGAAGUACCCCCAUGGUGCUCUUAGAAACCUCACUCACAAAGAUGUCUUUGAGGUGUUCUGCUCUGAGGGUGCUUUGGGCAGUGUUGUUCCCACUGUUUAGAUAAAACCUGUGGUCCCAGGCUGGGUUUUUCAUGUCUCCAGAAGUAGCAUGCCCAGGCUGGGCAGUCCUGAGGCCUUCCUUGUAUGGCAUUAUACCUAGACUUGCAUGUCCACUGAGAAACCCAGCUUCUGGGCUCCCAUCCCCAAUGAGGGAAUCUGAGACAUCUUUGUGUGCACAUGAGGGAUGUAGCUGUGGUUCCUGUGUGCCUCAAAAUGUUCUGGGAGGGAUGUCAUUAAAGCUGUUGGAGGCCCCCUACAGCUUGAGCUCAGACCCAGGCUUGUCUGUACAGGGAUGUGUUAAAAGCCAUGACAAUGUUUCAUAGCCAAUUUAGCCUUUUUUUGUCAGUGACUCUGGAAUCUGCUCAGUCACCACAUGCCCUGGGGUUUUCAUCUCAUGUGGCAUUUCUGCAGUCUUGACUCUGCCAUCAUCAUAACUCUCAUCUUAGCAAGUGGGUGUCCAGAACCACAUCACCAUCCUCAGCUCCAGUCAGUUUCAUCCUCUCCUGAGAGAUGCUACGGUAGGAAUUCUGUAUCAUCAGUGGAAAAAAACUGAGCUGCUGUGUUUCUGUUCAGUAGAGGGAGGAAUAGACAGGGAAGGUGAAAGUUCUGGUUUGGAAUCU